AUGCCUGGCCGGUGUAUAUUUCAGGACCUCGAGUGCCUUAUUAUCUCUCUCCUUCCACCCUUCUUGAUCAACUUGCUUGCUACAAGCCUCAACCAAUCUCUGAGCAUGUCCAACGGCGCCGAAACCACGGAUGGCUUUCUCGGCCUACCCACUGAGCUACGCUUGCAGAUUUACGGUUACAUCGCUGACACGGUUCCCAUCCCUACUUCUUCUACCAUGGAGCCUUAUCAAGGCCUAAUUCUCUCCUGCCGCCAAGUCUACCACGAGUUCGAGUCCGAGGCUGUCAAGUCUGUUAAUCAAUUCUUGAAGGCCUCCAAGGCAAAAUGGACGACCACUCUCUACGACGUUCUGAUACCGCAUAUCCAGACCUUCGUCGACACCAUAACUAUCACCAUCAAAAUUACCGGCCACAUCCCUCCGGCCAUCCAACUUCCACGUUAUCAUUGCAACCCCCUAUAUUAUCCGCACCUAGCAACACUCAUCCACAACUUCAUCGACAACUUACCAUCUUUUCGGCUGUGCAUGCUCAAAGUCGAUUCUCCCAUCGUCGAUGUCAGACUCAAGCGUAAAAGACACAAAGGUAUUCAGGAGCAAGCCGACCAGAGACAUCUCAGUUCCUAG
This is a messenger RNA of Parastagonospora nodorum SN15, 621 nucleotides long. RefSeq lists its product as hypothetical. The transcript is spliced from 2 exons. The record is from RefSeq and is a predicted model, not a curated record. Bases 1 to 621 code for a protein of 206 amino acids. NCBI's taxonomy places the organism in Eukaryota, Fungi, Ascomycota, Dothideomycetes, Pleosporales, Phaeosphaeriaceae.